Corapipo altera (White-ruffed manakin) is the source of this 1237-nucleotide messenger RNA. RefSeq names its product SLAM family member 9-like. The annotation marks the transcript as partial. The transcript has 2 exons. Lineage: Eukaryota; Metazoa; Chordata; Aves; Passeriformes; Pipridae. The record is from RefSeq and is a predicted model, not a curated record.
AGCCCCGGGUGAGCUGCGAGGCCCAGAACUGCUCGGGCGGGAGCUGCCGCUACGCCCUGCGCUGCUCCGCGCCCGGCCCCGGCCUGGGCAGCGUCUCCUACGGCUGGAGCGUGGGGGAGCAGCCCCGGGGAGAGGGGCCCACGGUGCUGCUGGAGGAGUCACCCCCGGACGGCUCCGUGUCCCUCACGUGCCGGGCACGAAACCCCAUCAGCAACAGCAGCGUCACCGUCUCGCCCGGGCACCUGUGUGCAGGGCCCCCCUCCAGCAGCCUGGCCCGGGUCGGGGCCGUGGCCGUGGCCGAAGCCGCGGCUCUCGCCGGAGUUUUCUUGGUGUUCUACUGCAGAGACAAGCGAGGAGCUCCACCCUGAGCCUCGGGGGGGUUGUCCAGCCAAGAAUCCCAGAAUCCCUGAGGUUGGAAAAGCCCUCCCAGCCCAUCCAGUACCCCCUGCGCCCCAUCCCCACCUCAUCCCCAGCCCAGAGCACUCAGUGUCACAUCCAGGCCUUCCCUGGACACCCCCAGGGCUGGGGACUCCCCCACCUCCCUGGGCAGCCCCAGGGUUCCACUCUUGACAGAAUUUGGGGCUUUUACACCACCUUAGAGGCACAGGGGUGAGGGUUUGCCCUGCCCUUCCCUGCACCUGCCCCCACGCUGGGAGAAGUGGUUGUUUGCAGAUGUUUCCAGGGAGGCAGCUCAGUUAUUUUUCUGUGGGCACAGAAGAGGGAAGUCGAGGAGGUACAAAAACAUUGGUUCCUGUUCCACCUCAGCAGUGGAUCCGCCCCGUGACAGUCUCCAGCAGCAACCCCUUCCAAAGGGCUUUAUUCCCAAUUUAUUUUCCAUUCCCUUCGCCGUGGUCCACACAUCAGACCUGCUGUCACAGCUGGGAUUAUAAAACACCCCAGACUGGGUCCAGCCGGAUUUUCCAGCCCUGCUCCCUCAUCCAGGCCACCUCCAACAUCCCCACACGGGAUAUUUCCACAGGGAACCAAGAGUUGCUGUGGGCAGGGGGUAGGGGGCUGCCUCCUCCUCCUCCCAGCCACAAAUUCGGCUUUAAGUCCAUCUGGAAAAGCUCGGCUGUUCCCACAGAGAUCGGUGGGAAAAACGGGGACGGGAAAAUUCGGUGGGACACGAGCUGCAGAGCCAGGCUGAGCCUGCAGGGGCUGCAAAACUCUCCUUGGGGGCAAAACUCCCGAGUUUUUGUAACCUGUCGCAGAGCUCAAAAAUAAAACCGCUUCUCGU